Aspergillus mulundensis is the source of this 1425-nucleotide messenger RNA. Its product is annotated as F-box domain protein. The record is from RefSeq and is a predicted model, not a curated record. Bases 1 to 1425 code for a protein of 474 amino acids. NCBI's taxonomy places the organism in Eukaryota, Fungi, Ascomycota, Eurotiomycetes, Eurotiales, Aspergillaceae. The transcript is spliced from 2 exons.
AUGCCAUCUUCUCGGACGCCUGGUCCGCCUCUGGAUACCUCCUCUCUCAGUACAAGGAGCCUCUUCCUGCUGCUGAAAGCGCGUGCCUCAAAGCAGCUUUAUGGGAGCCAAUUUGAUGCCAGCUGCACAACCUUCAGAUUUGGAGAUCGAGUACCCAACAUCAAGGCAUCAUCGCUCGCCGUGGAUGCUGAUGAAACACUUAUAAUCACUCCGUACAGUCAAGAUGUUGUCCAGAUUCUCCAAGUCCGCAACGGGCAGAUCGCGCCGCUUCGACAGGCGAGGCUGCCCUGGUACGAGUCGGGGUCAAUUGAAAUCCUGAAGACAGCCUACGGGGAUGACAGACUUUAUGUACUUUAUCGAUUCACCCCCUUUAUGGAAGGCGACGACCAUCCGUUUGUGAGACAGGCGAGGGAGUACGGUCGUAAUGGAUUCAUAUACCUCGCUUGUCACCCCCUGGAGUUGUCAAGCAAUCCAGUGAGGAUGACGAUGUUUCCUGGGUAUGAGGACUUCAAUCCCUCGGCUUUGGCUGUUGCUACCGACGGGGCUUUUGCCAUUGUGUGGUGCCAUCGUAUGUCUUUAAGUCAUGCUGUUGUUCACUACACUGCUAUCGACAAAUCAGAAUAUGAUAUUGCGCCCAAUCUUGUCGGAUUUUCGUAUUCCUCUCGCCAAUUGCGACGGUUUACAGGCGGUCCAAUGAUUCGAGACCUGGCAUUCAACGACAGAUCAAGUCAGCUAUUAUAUUAUUAUCAAGGAAGAUCAUUGUACGCAGGAUAUCAAAACAUAGCAUCGUCGACAAUGUACGAAAACUCAACCUCUGUUCAAUUUACUCAUGGCCUGAGCCUACUAUAUUCAAUAGAAGUUCCUUUCUUUGGGACACAUGAAUCUGAUGGUUUUGCAUGCCGGUGGAUGUAUCUCUCCCUUGGGAUCGCGACGCAUCGCAAAGAGAACUGGACUGUUGCUUGUCUUUUGAGAUCAGAAGCCAUCUGCCGAGCUGGCAACUGUGGACAUGCCAUGAACCUCGAACGCGGCCGGCGAUUGACACAGUGGGAUGUUGUGGCGCGCCUCUAUGGAUUCAGAAACGCAACAAGUUCGCUCGGGUGUAAGGUUGCCGCAUCCCCCAAGGGAACUCGGAUUGCUAUUGCGAAUUGGAAUGUCCUCUACAUAUGGGCACUGGAGCCUGAAGCUCUGAUUGAAAUGGAUCCUCGGAAUUAUUAUCAGUCAUCGUGGAGGUCAUCCAGCACCGGUCAAAUUGAGCUGCAGCCCAUUGUUUUGCGACUUGAUGCAGUUUGCUUUCAGCUCCGCUUCACAAAGGAGGAGGAUGAACUUGUCGUAAUAACUGAUCAAGGGAUUAUGGUCUGGGAUUUGACAUCGCCAAGUGGUAAUAGGACUUGUCAGAACUGGCAAUCAAUCCUUACGGCGAAUUAG